This is a messenger RNA of Punica granatum (pomegranate), 786 nucleotides long. Lineage: Eukaryota; Viridiplantae; Streptophyta; Magnoliopsida; Myrtales; Lythraceae. The record is from RefSeq and is a predicted model, not a curated record.
AUGCAGCUACCCCCAAAGAUUAAGGUACUUGAAUUUCAGAGGUACUACGGCACCACCGACCCUCAUCACCAUCUCCGUCACUACCGGGGAAAAAUGCUGCAGUACUGGGACUACGAAGAGUUCGUCAUCCAUACGUUCCAGGAUAGUUUGGCAGGAGCGGCUCUGGAUUGGUAUAUGUCACUGAAAGCUGCAGAUAUCCCUACGUGGACAGACCUCUCGAGCAAAUUUAUCGACCAAUACAGGUACUGUGCGGAGACGCCCCCGACUCUGCUGGAGCUCAGCACGAUGGAGAUGACCGGUGACCAGGGCUUCGAGGCCUAUGCAGUGAAGUGGCGGGCUAGAGCGGCGAAGCAUGUCCCUCCGAUCAUUGAGGCACAACAGAUCCAAUUAUUUCACUCUACUCUUAAAGGGGCCUACUACUUGCACUUGUUGGCCCACACGUCUUCAUUCUCCAACCUUAUCGACGCCGGAAAGAAGCUCAACAUCGGCAUUAAGCUCGGCAAGAUAGAAGGUCCGGCCGAGAAAAAGGAGGGAGAGUCCUCGAAGAGGGCCGCCACUGGGACAGCGGGAAACAGGAAAGGGAAAGACACGUCCGUCAACACUGUCAACUCAGGGCACCAGGCUCCCCCGCAAUAUUCCAUAAGUUACACGCCCGCACCACCGGCCACUCAAGCGUAUGCCCUACCCUCGAUGCAUUAUCAACAACAACCCUCCAACGCAGCAAGCUUACUAUUCCGCUCCGCCGGCUUCCUUUCCGUCGUCGGUCCCGCAGCAAUACGCCCAUAA